AUGCGCUCGAGCCUCAAGAAGGACCCUGGAUUACAUACAGGGUUUGCGUACUUCCCUGAAGACGCGCCGUACCAAAAACAUAUUUUAAAGUAUGCCACCCAAAAGGAUAUUAGCACCUGCAGUGGCUUCAAGACGUUGGCAAAUGCAGAGACACAAUUCUCGGCCGGUUUACGCUCAACCGGCGUAGGAAUGUGCCUCUGCGCUAGACAUGAAAUCAUUCGCCCUGGGGGCGUGGGAGACCUUCAGAAAGGCGAACGGUACUGCAAUAUGGAUUUCGUGUUACUAUCUGCCCUCGCUCCGCUCCUCGUCGCUUCGGUUUUCAUCUCCUACGACAUCGCUUGCCAAUUCAAGCUUGGCUUCGAAACACGAAUGCCCAAGUUACCGAAGGGUUUACAUAUUCCGCCGGACGUACAGCUCGACUGGGGCAUCCCUAAGUGUCACUGCCCCAUGCAUAAGGUGCCUUGCCAGGCGCCCCAUUCGCUAAAUUUCAAGCCUGGUGUGGGCCGCACUGAUGGUGAGGGAAUUGAACGGAGCUGGGCCGAGAUGAACCGUGUCGCGAAUAGUACGAAGGAAAUGGGUCCCGGGUCACGGCACGACACACUCGAUGACCACUUUGAGCACCACAACUUUAGGAAGUAUGUUUCGCUCGGAAGGACCUUACAUAGCCGCUUAACUCUUGCGAUACCUGAACAAAAACGUCAACAAGCCAUUUUCGACGACUUUUGUUCAUCGCUCAAGGAGAACGGGCUGGAGGAUAAAUGGUUGAAGAUGGUCUUAGAGUGGGAGAAAGACCCAAAGAAGCCGAAUCCGUACAUCUCGGUGGUAACCCAUGCCUCCCAGACCGAAGUGAAAAAACAGCUUCUUGAGGAAGAAAAGCGCGCGGUGACUGCUGGCGUGCCUCAACUACACGAUACCGGGCCUACAGGGUUCAUCUCAAUGGGCCUGGUUGUUGAAGAAUCUCAGCGGCGGAUUAUUUGGGAUUCUAGGCACUCAGCCGAGCUCACGACAAACCAGGAUAAUGAACUGCAGCGCCGUCGUCUGCUACUUCUACGCCACGUCAAGCAGUUCCGGGCGGUUGGCGAUGAUGACGAUGCCGUGCUUCAUGAAGCGGUGCGGAUUGAAUGGGCCAAAGCCCGUGCACGGUGCUUGCGCUGGACAGAAGAAGUCCACUUGCUCAAGGAAGAGAUGCGGAGGGUUCGGAAAACCCUGGAGUGGAAAGCAUCGUGGUGGGAUGCUCGGCAGCCUGGCUGGCAAGCUUUGGAUAAGCCAAUGGGGGAGGGAGUAAGGGCGUAUGCAAGCCGGCAGGCGAGCAUCCAGAGAGCCCUGCACGCACAGUUUACACGCCUGUGGGACACGCCGUGGACGCCUAUAUUGUUUAUUUCUAAGGCUAUGACAUCCAAGUGGAGGAACAAGUGGGAGAUUCGAAAAACCAUCAGAGCUCCAAAAUGGGAGAUUGUUUGA
Laccaria bicolor S238N-H82 is the source of this 1461-nucleotide messenger RNA. RefSeq lists its product as uncharacterized. NCBI's taxonomy places the organism in Eukaryota, Fungi, Basidiomycota, Agaricomycetes, Agaricales, Hydnangiaceae. The coding region runs from base 1 to 1461 and encodes 486 amino acids. The transcript is spliced from 10 exons. The record is from RefSeq and is a predicted model, not a curated record.